Chaetomium globosum CBS 148.51 is the source of this 1122-nucleotide messenger RNA. RefSeq lists its product as uncharacterized. The record is from RefSeq and is a predicted model, not a curated record. Gene Ontology annotation, molecular function: protein serine/threonine kinase activator activity. Gene Ontology annotation, biological process: intracellular signal transduction. Lineage: Eukaryota; Fungi; Ascomycota; Sordariomycetes; Sordariales; Chaetomiaceae. The transcript has 4 exons. The coding region runs from base 1 to 1122 and encodes 373 amino acids.
AUGUCUUUUUUCUUUGGGAGAACGCGCACAAGGACAAACACGUCAGAUCUCGCCAAGCAGGCAAGGGACCAUGUCACGAAACUCCAGGACGGGCCGCAGGGGGCCGCAAAGGCCGAGGAGCUCGCGAAAGUGCUUGCACAGAUGAAACAGCUCCUACAGGGCACACACGCAGAGGCCGAGCCGAACACGGAGCAGAUCUACCAAUUAGUAACGGGCAUGAUUGAAGAAGAUCUCCUCUACCUCCUCGCCGUCCACCUACACCGACUGCCGUUCGAGUCCCGAAAGGAUACCCAGGUCAUCUUCUCCUACAUCUUCCGCUUCCGCCAGCCAACAGGGCCCCAAAAGCCCGAACCGCUGGCGCUAGCUUACGUCGUCGAGAAGCGACCCCAAGUAUUGGUGGAGCUGUGCAAGGGGUACGAUCACAAGGAGAGCGCCACGCCAGCGGGCACUGUGCUGAGGGAGGUGCUGAAGAACGAGGCGGCCGCCGCGAUAAUAUUGUAUGACGACGGCGAGGAACAAGGGUCGAGUGCCAGGGGGGUCGGGGGAAUCAACCCGGAUCGGCCACAAAGCGGGAGGGGCGUGUUUUGGAAUUUCUUCGACUGGAUCGACAAGAGCUCGUUCGAGGUGAGCGCAGAUGCGUUCACAACCUUCAGGGAACUCAUUACCAAGCACAAAGAUCUGGUCCCCCGCUACCUGGCCGUCAACUUUGACUUAUUCUUCGACCGGUACAACAACGUGCUGGUCCAGUCCAACAGCUACGUCACGAAGCGCCAGUCGAUCAAGUUGCUCGGCGAGAUCCUGCUCGACCGCGCCAACUACAACAUUAUGACGGCCUACGUCGACCGCGGCGAGCACCUGAAGAUCUGCAUGAAUCUGCUGCGCGACGACCGCAAGAUGGUGCAGUAUGAAGGCUUCCAUGUGUUCAAGGUGUUUGUGGCCAAUCCCCACAAGUCCGUUCCCGUGCAGAAGAUCCUCAUCAUGAACCGGGACAAGCUGCUGCAGUUCCUGUCGCACUUUCUUGAGGACCGCACCGAGGACGAGCAAUUUAUCGACGAGCGUGAGUUCCUGAUCAAGCAGAUUCGGAAUCUGCCGCCCGCACCCGUGCCACCGCCGCAGCGGUAG